Messenger RNA from Paramisgurnus dabryanus, 3527 nucleotides. The record is from RefSeq and is a predicted model, not a curated record. Lineage: Eukaryota; Metazoa; Chordata; Actinopteri; Cypriniformes; Cobitidae.
CAGAAUACAACCGAAAAACUGAUUUUCAACAUGAUGUGAGUGAUCAGAGAGAAACUGAGCAUUUUAUUAACCAUUGCGUACUGUACGUGAUUUAUGACAGCUGACCUGACGUCAUGGCUCGGGAUGUAUAUUUGGACGGAAACUGCGAGAGCAGCGGACGGAGACCACCAUUCCUCCCUGCUGUUGUUGUUUUUUCCGGCUGUCGGCCGUCGUGCUGAUAUAAUGGCUUCCGACGGUAUGGAUGAACGAUCCCCGCUGCUGUCAGCGCCGAACUCGGGGAAUGUCACGCCCACAGUUCCGCCGUACCUGCAGGACUCAAGCCCGAGAGCUGAAUUACCUCCACCCUACACGGCCAUCGCCAGUCCAGAUGCUGGAGGAGUUCCUGUCAUUAACUGUCGAGUCUGCCAGGCUCUUAUAAAUCUAGAUGGGAAGCUCCAUCAGCACGUGGUGAAGUGCACCGUCUGCAACGAGGCAACGCCUAUUAAAAAUCCACCUACAGGAAAGAAGUAUGUUAGAUGUCCUUGCAACUGCUUGCUAAUCUGUAAAGACACCUCUAGGAGGAUAGGAUGCCCCCGACCCAACUGCAGACGCAUCAUCAACCUGAGUCCUGUGAUGGUGAUUCCAGAAGAGCAGCCGGCUCAACCAGCUUUACCUGUCCAGCCUGAGGGCAUGCGUGUGGUCUGCGGCCACUGCGGAAACACAUUCCUGGGCAGUGAUGAUGACUCGGUUCAGCCUGCCUCAGGUCUGGCUAAUGGUGGCGUCUCUGCUGUCGUCAAGUGGAUGGAGCUCCGAUUUAAUACAUUGGCCAAGUGCCCACACUGCAAAAAAAUAUCUUCUGUAGGAAGUGCCCUACCCAGAAGACGCUGCUGUGCCUACAUUACAGUAGGAAUGAUCUGCAUUUUCAUCGGUAUAGGUUUAACAGUGGGCACUCAGGACUUCGCUAGGCGCUAUCAUGCUACUUACGUGUCCUGGGCCUUUGCAUAUCUACUGGGUCUUAUCGCUCUGGUACGGGCCUGCUACUGGGGAGCUAUUAAAGUCAGUUAUCCAGAGAACACCUUUGCAUAGACAAAACCUCAUCCAUCCUUUAAACAGUCCUUAUAGUAUUUAAUUUAUCCUGAUUUUACCAGGUUAACAUAGUAACAUGUUCACUCCUGUUACAAAAGCUGGAACUUCAGGAUCCAGAGGGUACCGGCUAACCUCUCUCUUUCAGAUUGAGAUUGAGAUGUGAUAUUUCUUGAAAUAAUUUAAAGGGUUAGUUCACUGAAAAAUGAAAAUUUGCUGUAAUUUUUUAUCGUUAUGUAGGUGACAUAUAUGGAUCUAGGUAUUUCACAAAAUACAAGUCCACAGGUUACAUGUCUUUAAAAGUCAAAAAAGCAGAUAUCUGCAGCACCUGCCAAUAUAUUGGGGUUUUACACUGCAAAAAAUGAUUUUUAAGAAAAAAAUUCCUAGUGUUUUUGUCUUGUUUUCAGUAAAAAUAUCUAUAAAUUCUUAAAUUAAGAUGUUUUUUCUUGAUGAGCAAAACGACCCAAGUCUAGUUCUUGGACCAAAAAUAUCAGCUUUAAAGUGAUUUUGUACAGAGCCCCUAAGGGGCCAUGGAGCAAAAAUUAAAUACAGUUUAGUUCAUGUGCUCACGUGAAACUUUCAUGUGCUCACACGAAAGCUUCAUGUGCAAAAUUUUUUUUUAAAGUUUAGUUUCGCGUGUUCACGUGAAGCUAUCGCGCGAGCACGUGAAGCUAUCACGCAUUCACCUGAAACUAUCGCGCGCGGACGUGAAAGCGAAAGUUUCACGUGCGCGCGCUAUAGUUUCACGCGAGCAUGCGAUAGUUUCACGCGAACACGGGAAACAAAACUUAAAAAAAAAUUCUGCACAUGAAAGUUUCACGUAAGCACAUGAAACUAAACUAUAUAUUUUUUUACUCCAAUGUCACCUUAGGGGCUCGGUAAUUUUGUGCAUAAACAAGCAAAAAAAUCUGCCAAUGGGGUAAGCAAAAAAAUCUUGAACAUUUUUCUUAAACACAUUUUUUUUGAAAAAUUUGCUUACCCCAUUGGCAGAUUUUUUUGCUUUUUUUUUCAAGAAAAAGCAUCUUAAUUAAAGAAUUUUUUGAUAUUUUUAUUAAAAACAAGACAAAAAUAUUAAGAAAAUAUUUUCUUGAAAAUCAUUUUUUGCCGUGUACCCUGCAAAAAAAAUAUUUAUUACCUAGUAUUUUUGUCUUGUUUUCAGUACAAAUAUCUAAAAAAAUCUUAAAUCAAGAUGUAUUUUCUUGAUAAACAAAAUGACCUAGGAAAAUAAGUCUAGAUUUGACAAAACAUUUAUGUGAAUCUUGAAACUUCUUGGAACUUUUUUUUAAACACUUAAUUCAUGGAAAAUUUUCUUACAUUAUUGGCCUUUUUUUUGCUUGUUUUGAGCAAAAAUUCACUUACAUUGUAUAUUUUUUUGUCAAAAAACUACACUUAUUUUCCUAGAUAAUUUUGCUCAUCAAGAAAAUACAUCUUAAUUUAAGAAUUUUUUUGAUAUUUGUACUGAAAACAAGACAAAAAUAGAGUAAGAAAGCCAUUUUCAAAGUAAGAAAGUCAUUUUUUUUUUUUUUUGCAGUGUAUGAAGCUAAACUAUUGAUCUGUGUUAAAAAAAGGUUAUUUACAAAAUUACUGCCGGUGAACUUUUAUUACUCUAUGAACUAAUCCUUCAAACUCGCAAGAUGAUUAGAGAUAUUAAAGUGAUUCUGAAGUUUUAUAAAUGAUGUGAAUAAUCCAGACUUGAUAUUCCCGGUUGACAUCAUACUCAUUUCAAGUACUGCAUUUUGUUAACAAGUUGACCAAAACCGUUGAUCGAACAAUUUGCCCAUUGCACUAUGAUUUUAUGCAAUUAUUCUGUUUUGUUGCUGCUAGUUGUUAAAGCUGUAUUGAGAUUUUAAGAAACCUGCCAGCACCUACCGUCUGUCAUUUGCAAUGUUCAGACAUAUAUUUAACUCUUCAUGCAACCCUGUGCCAACAUAUUCCGUCUGGGAAUUCCCUUUGAUGAAAUUCAGCAGUGUUUUUAAAUCCCAUGGCUUCUCAAACUCACUGUGAGCAAUAAUCAUACAGUUUUGUGGCUUUGAAAACAAACAAGCAUGGAUACUGUACCUCUUAGUUGCACUCAUUGAUCGGUAAUAAUGACUGAUUUGCUGUAUGGGAAAUUUUAUGUGCAUGAUUUUAAUUUGAUUCUUUUGUACGGUGUUUUAUUAGUCUGUUACAGAAGGACACAGUAAACGUGUCACGUCGUGUGUCUACAGCUCCUUCCUUUGUGUGGAAUGUAAAUGCCCUAAUGCUAACUGCCUAACUCAAAAACUCUGCCUAAUUAAAAACCUUGCUAUUAUUGCUGUAGCUUACAGUACAUUUACAGUAGUUCUGUAUUUUGUCAAUACGAUGGAGAUAACUGUACUAUUUAAACUGGUUCUGAAUGUGACUCGGCACACAAUGUCUGUAGUUGGAAUAUGGCUUGGGUCUUUUUAAACAAUAAUUUCUCAAUAAAAUGAAAAAAAGUCCUGCUU